UGCCAAGUAGCCUCAAGCCAGCAGACUUCCAUGAUGGGGAAAAGAAGACUAACUUAAUUGUCCAUGUUCACCCUGGACAAAUAAAGAGGUUCACUACACUACAGUGUGGACUAUAUUCAUCUCUUACCCAAGGCCUCAAAGCUGUAGGCCUCUUGGCAGGUUAACCCAUCACCCCCCUAGAGGGCACUGGAGGAUGCUGAGGGCUUGGGCAAUGCAGGCUCUCCAAGGAAGCAUGUCUGCUUUCCUCCCAUUGGUGCAAAACUACUACCUCCAGCCGGGGGUCCUCAGGUAACACAAGGUUGCAUCACAAUGGGGGCUCAAAGUUUCAAGAUGUCCAACCUCAGUUUCACCCCUCAUCAAAGGACCUUGUCUGGGCAGGAAAAAUGAUCUAGCAUCCUGGGCUGCAACCAAUGCAGACCCUGGUCUGGGAGGCGAAGGACGGCGAUGUAUAUACUUUGUGGUGACAUGAUGUCCUGAGAAUGACAGAUGAGCACGUUAAAGACACAAUGGAGGAGUUUCUUCUCUCCCAUGGUUACCAGAUGGGUAAAACCAUUGGAGAAGGGACAUAUUCAAAGGUCAAGGAAGCUUUUUCAAAAAAACACCAACGAAAAGUGGCCGUGAAAAUUAUAGACAAAAUGGGAGGACCAGAAGAGUUUAUCGAGAGGUUCCUGCCCAGAGAGCUCCAGAUCGUCAAGCGCUUGGACCACAAGAACAUCAUCCGAGUGUACGAGAUGCUGGAGUCAACGGACGGGAAGAUCAACCUGGUGAUGGAACUAGCAGAGGAUGGAGACGUGUUCGACUGUGUCCUGCAAGGGGGGCCCCCUUGCCUGAGAGCCGGGCCCAAAUCGCUCUUCCGCCAGCUGGUGGAGGCAAUCCGCUACUGCCACAGCUGUGGCGUGGCGCACCGUGACCUCAAGUGUGAGAAUGCGCUCCUGCAGGGUUUCAACCUGAAACUGACCGAUUUCGGAUUUGCCAAGCUGCUCCCCAAAAACCGGAAGGACCUGAGCCAGACAUUCUGUGGCAGCACAGCCUACGCAGCCCCCGAGGUGCUGCAGGGCGUGCCCCACGACAGCCGGAAAGGUGACAUUUGGAGCAUGGGCGUGGUUCUCUACGUCAUGCUCUGUGCAAACCUGCCCUUCGACGACACAGAUAUCCCCAAGAUGCUGUGCCACCAGCAGAAGGGGGUCUCCAUUCCUGGCCACUUGGGGAUUUCCGAGGAAUGCCAGGACCUCCUCAAAAGCCUGUUGGAACCGGACAUGAUCCUGAGACCUUCCAUCGAAGAAGUGAGUUGGCACCCAUGGUUAGCAAGCUCCUGAGAAAAGGACCGUGUCAAAAACUCUCCCCAAAUAAAAGGGGACAGGCUGUUUCCAAAAUGCUCACAUAUAUUUUAAC
Messenger RNA from Podarcis muralis (Common wall lizard), 1392 nucleotides. The record is from RefSeq and is a predicted model, not a curated record. Lineage: Eukaryota; Metazoa; Chordata; Lepidosauria; Squamata; Lacertidae.